AAACUAAAGUCCAUUGAAAAUGUGUUUAUUUUUAAUCCAUUUUGGAUGUGAGUAUCGUAUCUAGAAAUUUGUGCAUCGUGACUCAAAACUGAAGUUGUGUAUAUCUGUGUGACAAGUUGACAAGAAAAGUAAUGAGAAAAGUGAAUAAAUCUGUUUAAAAUUGUAUAAUUGUUGCUUUUGUAUGUGAAUAUAUAAAAUACUUUUGCAUUCUUGCUGUUGUAUCAUAAAAUUUAUUUUUUCUUUAAAAAGUUUGCCACUUAGCAGGAAAGUGAGGUUAUGUUUAUGACUCAACUGGGAAGAAACAAAUGUUGAAAAAUUAAUUAAAUAGUGUAAUAAGAGUACAGAUUACUUGAUAUUAGACUGUUAUUCAUUUUUUUUAAAUUUAUUAUUACUGUAAUGCAUUAAUUCAGUGGACGAAACAUCAUAAAAUUAACAUCACUCUACCGGGUGUGCUAAUUCUUGUUUCGUUUUAUCGUAUACUGCACAACCUUCAAAUGCCGCACGAUAAGAAAGCUAUGCGACGAAGUCGAUCUCGAGAUCGCGAUCGGGAACGCGAACGAGAGCGACGUGAUCGGCGACGCAGCAGGAGUCGAUCGAAAGACCGCAAGAAGGAUAGGAAGCGAUCCAGAUCUAGAGAACGAUCGCGAGAACGGGAUAGAUCACGGGAACGGGACAGAUCACGAGAGAGAGAUCGGGAACGUCGAGACAUCAAGGACAGAUCCAAGGACGACAAGAAACGCAAAAGCAGCCCUACGCUUGCUAAUGAGGAUGAUUCAAAGAAGGAAUCGAAGAACGAUGUUAGAAAAGAAGAGGAGGCGGAAGAGAAAGCGAAAUCGGCACCAAAGAAGGAACCAUUGAGCCUAGAGGAACUGCUAUCCAAGAAGAAGGCUGAGGAAGAGGCUCGAGCUAAGCCAAAGUUUCUCACCAAGGAAGAACGGACAGCUUUGGCAUUGGAGAAACGUCAGCAGGAAGUUGAUGCAAUAAGGAAGCAGCAAGAAGAGGAGCGCAAGUCACUGUUUCAUAACGAUAACACUUCUAAGGAAAGAGAAUGGGAUGACAGAGACAGUAGAAGGAGAGAGGGACAGCGUUCUCGCGAAGAAGAUAUUAAAGACAAGGAUAAAGAGAAGGAAGUGGAAGCUAUCAAGGAACGAUAUCUAGGACUAAUAAAGAAAAAGCGACGAGUUCGAAGGCUAAACGAUCGAAAGUUUGUCUUUGAUUGGGACACUUCGGAGGAUACUUCUGUGGAUUACAACAACAUUUACAAGGAGAGGCAUCAAGUGCAGUUCUUUGGUAGAGGCAAUCUAGCUGGCAUCGACAUUAAGGCGCAGAAACGAGAUCAAAGCAAAUUUUAUGGCGAACUGUUGGAAAAGAGACGUACUGAAGCUGAGAAAGAACAAGAAAAAAUGAGAUUGAAAAAAGUGAAGCGGAAGGAGGAAAAGCAGAAGUGGGACGACCGGCAUUGGUCCGAAAAGGCGCUGAACGAAAUGACCGAGCGCGAUUGGCGUAUCUUUAGGGAAGAUUACAAUAUCACCAUAAAAGGUGGCCGCAUUCCCGAUCCUAUCCGUUCCUGGAAGGAAUCCGGUUUUCCAAAGGAGAUUUUGGACAUUAUCGACAAAGUGGGCUACAAGGAUCUCACACCUAUUCAGCGGCAGGCAAUUCCUAUUGGCCUGCAGAAUCGCGACAUUAUUGGCGUCGCCGAGACUGGUUCGGGAAAAACUUUAGCCUUCCUGAUUCCAUUACUGUUGUGGAUCACCAGUCUGCCGAAAAUCGAAAGACUCGAAGAGGCAGACCAAGGACCAUACAGUAUUAUCUUAGCGCCCACACGUGAGUUGGCACAACAAAUAGAGGAAGAAACCAACAAAUUCGGCCAACCGUUGGGCAUCCGAACCGUUGUAGUAGUAGGUGGUCUUUCGAGGGAGGAGCAAGGUUUCAGAUUACGGAUGGGUUGCGAGAUUGUCAUUGCUACACCCGGACGAUUGAUAGAUGUUUUGGAAAAUCGUUAUCUUGUGCUGAAUCAGUGCACUUAUAUUGUACUGGAUGAAGCGGACAGGAUGAUAGAUAUGGGUUUCGAACCAGACGUUCAAAAAAUUCUGGAAUACAUGCCUGUGACGAAUUUGAAACCAGAUAACGAAGACGCAGAAAACGAGGAGAAGCUCUUAGCUAACUAUAAUACGAAGAAGAAAUACAGACAAACAGUGAUGUUUACCGCCACAAUGCCGCCGGCUGUGGAGAGGCUUGCCAGAACUUACCUGAGAAGACCAGCUGUGGUGUACAUCGGCAGCGUAGGCAAACCGACAGAACGCACCGAGCAAAUAGUUCACAUAAUGGGUGAAGCCGAUAAGCGGAAGAAACUCAUGGAGAUACUUAGCAGAGGUGUCGAGCCGCCCGUUAUCAUAUUCGUCAACCAGAAGAAGGGCGCGGACGUUUUGGCGAGAGGCUUGGAAAAAUUGGGAUACAAUGCCUGUACUCUUCACGGUGGCAAAGGCCAGGAACAGCGAGAGUACGCCUUGGCAUCGCUCAAGAGCGGUAGCAAGGACAUCCUGGUGGCCACUGACGUCGCAGGUCGUGGUAUCGACAUCAAGGAUGUGUCAAUGGUUAUUAAUUAUGACAUGGCUAAAACCAUCGAAGAUUACACACACAGGAUUGGUCGUACCGGUCGCGCUGGGAAAGCUGGUCUUGCCAUUUCUUUCUGCACUAAGGAUGACAGCCACUUGUUUUAUGAUCUCAAGCAGACCAUUCUCGCCAGUCCGAUAUCGACCUGUCCACCGGAAUUGCUCAAUCAUCCAGACGCCCAGCAUAAACCCGGAACAGUGGUCACGAAAAAACGAAGAGAAGAGAAAAUCUUCGCUUAAUACUUUCUCUCGACGGUUCUUGGUGAUUUUUGGAUGUACAGGUUUGAGCAGGAAAAAUUAUUGCAUAAAAUUUGAAAAGAAUAUUCUACAAUUUCGAAUAUCAAGAUUUAUAAUUAAAAA
Molecule: messenger RNA, 2972 nt
Organism: Linepithema humile (Argentine ant)
Lineage: Eukaryota; Metazoa; Arthropoda; Insecta; Hymenoptera; Formicidae
Product: probable ATP-dependent RNA helicase DDX23
Biological process (GO): mRNA splicing, via spliceosome
Cellular component (GO): catalytic step 2 spliceosome
Molecular function (GO): RNA binding; RNA helicase activity; ATP binding
Source: RefSeq, a predicted model, not a curated record